Molecule: messenger RNA, 635 nt
Organism: Dermacentor andersoni
Lineage: Eukaryota; Metazoa; Arthropoda; Arachnida; Ixodida; Ixodidae
Source: RefSeq, a predicted model, not a curated record
UCGCACGCCGUGUCUUGUGUUGUUGCAGUCCCCUCCGCGUCGCAGCAAACUUCUGUCGACUCCGAAUAUGAGGCUCCUCCUCGUCUUCGCCGUUAUUGUGCUGAUCGCGAUCGUGUGCGCCACGCUUUCGGACGCCAAGAAGCGAGAAAAGGUGGAGAAGCAAUCCCAAUUUCGCCGCUACAUGCGCUUUGCGCGUCAGCUGGCUCUGAGAUACCAGCGUUCUGCAAAGCACGCAAUGCGCGUGACCAAGGUCACCAACGUUGAGUUGAAUGGCGACCGCGCCACCAUUUAUUUCAAUGCCGUGGACACCGUGUGCAAACCAGGAAGGCGAAUUCCAACACGGCAGCGGUGUCCCAAGAUAAGAGGCAGGGAGCCACAUACGUGCUUCGGUGAGGUGAAGUUCCUCGGAGACUCAUUUCGGAGAGUCAAGUACGGGAAAACCAACUGCCUACGCAUCGACGCUUCAUUGGAAAUACCAGCAACUUCAGCUUCAAGGUAGUGAUGAGACACACCGGGUGUUGAAAGCCUCAUGCAAAGAGUAAAGUCGUCGUUAUCACCACCGUGUAUGGUCAAUCGUCAGCACUGUGCAAGCUUCUUCGCUGUAGUGGGAAUAAAUUCCUGUCUUUCUGUACGGA